AUGUCGUUCCUUGGUGGUGCGGAAUGCUCCACGGCGGGAAACCCCCUCACUCAAUUCACAAAGCACGUCCAAGAUGAUAAGUCACUACAGCGCGACCGACUGGUCGGCCGCGGGCCGGGCAUGCAAGAAGGCAUGCGAUCACGAAACAUGAUGGGCGGACAAGACCAAAUGAUGGACGACUUCAUGCAGCAACCAGGACAACAAUUAAACGGCCCUCCACCGCAGCCAUUUGCCAUGGAGCACAUGCGCCGCGAGCUGGACAACUUCCAGACAGCGCCAGCCCGCACAGGAUCGCCCGGGUGGGCAGCGGAGUUCGACUCCGGCGAGCAGGCUCGCAUGGAAGCUGCCUUCCCAGGACAGAUGAACAACGGGUCUGGAUUCUCGCCGGCUGAAUUCUCCCGCUUCCAGCAGCAGAACCGGAUGGGUAUGCCUCAGACGUCCAGCCCGGCUACCUCGACCACGCCUAUGAUGUCUGGCUAUCAGCGGCCGAUGGGCAUGGGUGGUGGAUACAUGGGGAUGGGAGGUAUGGGCAUGAUGCAGCCUAUGAUGGGUGGGCAGAUGGGCAUGCAGCAGGGACCUAUGGAGGGUCAGACGCAGGAUAAGGGAAAGGGCCGGAUGGUCGAGCUCGAUGAUGAGAAUUGGGAGGCGCAGUUUGCUGAGAUGGAGACUGCUGGCAAUGAGACUCGGACGGAUGACGAGGCUAAUGCGGCAAUGGAGGCGGAGCUGAACGAUUUGGACAGGUCAGUGCCCCAUGAUGACGCCUUUGAGUCCGUUUGGGAACGAGUUCAGGCUGAGACAGCGACGAGCAGGAAACUUGCCGAAGAGAAUGAGUUCGAGGUUACUGAUAACGUGCACGUUGGCGAUUUGGGUGACUGGGAGGGCUUUGACAGUCUGAACUCUCGCUUCCGGGAUCCUCAGCUUGGUGACUAUAUGUUCGAGGAAGACAAUGUCUACCAGGCUGUGGGUAAUCCGUUCGAGGAGGGUAUGAAGAUCAUGCGCGAGGGCGGUAACCUGUCCCUUGCAGCACUGGCAUUUGAGGCUGCAGUCCAGAAAGACCCGCAGCAUGUGCACGCUUGGACGAUGCUGGGGUCUGCGCAGGCGCAGAAUGAGAAGGAAUUGCCGGCUAUUCGUGCUUUGGAGCAGGCUUUGAAGGUUGACCCUGGGAACUUGGAUGCCUUGAUGGGUCUUGCUGUCUCGUACACCAACGAGGGUUACGACUCGACUGCUUACCGCACACUCGAGCGUUGGCUGUCAAACAAAUACCCGACUAUCAUCGACCCGAAGGAGGUAUCUGGUGAUUCCGAUCUCGGCUUCACAGACCGCCAGCUCCUGCAUGACCGAGUAACAGAGCUCUUCAUCCAAGCAGCCCAGCUCUCUCCCUCAGGUGCCCAGAUGGACCCCGACGUCCAAGUCGGCCUGGGUGUGCUAUUCUACUGCGCCGAGGAAUACGAAAAGGCCGUGGACUGCUUCUCCGCAGCCCUUGCAUCCACGGAAUCUGGCAGCACAAAUCAACAAGAACAGCUGCACCUCCUCUGGAACCGCCUUGGUGCCACCCUUGCCAACUCCGGCCGCUCCGAGGAAGCCAUCGAAGCCUACGAACAGGCCCUCAACAUUAACCCCAACUUUGUCCGCGCCCGCUACAAUCUCGGUGUAUCCUGUAUCAACAUCGGCUGCUAUCCCGAAGCCGCUCAGCACCUCCUCGGCGCAUUGUCCAUGCACCGCGUCGUCGAGCAGGAGGGCCGUGAACGUGCACGUGAGAUCAUCAACGACGGCGUUCACCCCGAUGGUCUAGACGACGAGCGUCUCGAGCGCAUGCUGCAUAUCAGUCAGAAUCAGAGCACUAAUCUUUACGAUACGCUGCGCCGGGUCUUCAGCCAGAUGGGCCGGAGAGACCUGGCUGACCAGGUUGUCGCCGGUAUGGACGUGAACAUCUUCCGUAAGGAGUUUGAAUUCUAG
This is a messenger RNA of Penicillium antarcticum, 1956 nucleotides long. Its product is annotated as tetratricopeptide repeat protein. The coding region runs from base 1 to 1956 and encodes 651 amino acids. The transcript has 2 exons. Gene Ontology annotation, biological process: protein import into peroxisome matrix, docking. The record is from RefSeq and is a predicted model, not a curated record. Gene Ontology annotation, cellular component: peroxisomal membrane; cytosol. NCBI's taxonomy places the organism in Eukaryota, Fungi, Ascomycota, Eurotiomycetes, Eurotiales, Aspergillaceae. Gene Ontology annotation, molecular function: protein binding.